AUGGAUGCCUCCGACGGGUCUCUGCAAGAUGCCCGAAACAUUCUGUACCCAACGCAGGCGUGGUAUUGCAUUGGACUUUUCAUUUUUAUCAUUGCCACCUUCCAGUGGAUUUCUUUCCUUCACUCCAAGUUCGCCUGGAGGCGUCAAACGUCUAGCACGUCCGACCCAGAGCAUGCUUCUGUACACCAUCGCCGCGCUUUUUCUUGGCGUCGCAUUCCAUUGGGACUUGUCAAUGCAUACCGUGUCAUCUCAUUUCGCUGGACACUCGAAUUUGGCAAGUCAUACACCCUCAACAUGGCUGAAGUUUUUGUGACUAUGGCAUACAUCAUUUUUCUUUUUGUAUGGGCAUUUAUCAAUACCACCGACCUCGAGGGCUACACAUUGGACAUUGGAUACUGGUGCGACCGCUCGGGCAUGCUGGCGGCGAGCCAGUUCCCACUGAUCACCGCACUUGGAACUAAAAACAACAUAGUAUCCUUAAUCACCGGUAUCAGCUAUGACAAGGCAAAUAUGUUCACAAUAUUCUUCCUCAACUACGUCCAUCGCAUGAUGUCUAGAGUCGUUUUUAUCUUGCUCUUGGUUCACGCAGGCAGUGAGGUUGUCAACAAUGCACCAUUCCAACCAUACUUCGCGCAGCCGUGGCUCCUAUGCGGCUUAACUUCUAUGGUCGCAUUUACCAUUCUAUGUAUCGUCUCGUUGCGCCCCAUCCGAGCGCAAGCAUACGAGCUUUUCUUCUACGUUCAUUUCGCUAUGGCGCUCAUUUUCCUCAUCGGUGCUUACGUUCACACACAAAAUUUCGCAUUCGCCUUCUGGAUUUACCCCUGUUUCGCAAUCUGGGGAUUAGACCGCCUCAUUCGCUUCCUUCGUCUAGUGGUAUUUAACCACUCAUACUUUGGAUUCAGGUCAGGGUCUACGAUGGAUGCGACCGCUGAAGUCCUAUCAGAUGACUUUGUUCGGUUGCGUUUCCACCGCCCGUCUCAUUUCCACUGGGCGCCUGGGCAAACUGCCUAUCUUAUCAUGCCGUCCGUCUCACGCUUACCAUUCGAGGCUCACCCUUUCACCAUUGCGAGCUUUAAUUCGACCCUUUUUGAUGUGCCCAAGGAACAGAAACCAACAAGCGAAAAACACGCUGAGAUUGGCCUCGCAGAAGGGAAUCUUGGUUCUAGUGUCCCAUUCUGGAAAGAGCUCGUAUUUUUCAUAAAUGUGAGGGAGGGAUUCACUGCCCGCUUGAAAGACGCUGCCUUGAAAGGUGAUAAAAUCAAAGUCUUUGUCGAUGGGCCAUACGGACCGUCUCCUAACCUGGGUUCAUACGAUACAUCCGUGCUCGUUGCUGGUGGAUCCGGAGUCUCAUAUGCGCUACCCGUAUUGUUGGAUAUAAUAGAGCGUGUCCGCGAUGGUGAAAGCAGGUGCCGUCGUGUUGUUUUUAUCUGGUCAAUCCGGCGUCUCGAUCAUAUUCAGUGGAUCAACGAUGUUCUUAUCCGAGCACUCCGGCUUGCACCUCCUUAUUUAUCCAUCUCAAUCCACAUUCACGUUACCGGCGUAGCAAUAACUACUGAGACUUCACUGCAUUCGUUUGGUCAAAAUGAUGGUGCCACACCUGUGCGCGACGAUUCUCGCUCUGAGACGCUGGAGGUGCAGGGUGGGGAAGACAUGGACAUGAGCAACAGCCCCCUUUUCGCUAUAGAGUCGGUCAAGCUAGCACAUGGAAGGCCCGACCUCCGGGCUAUCCUGAGGGAUGAAGUGCAAGUGGCGACGGGCAGGAUGUCCGUCAGCGUGUGUGGCUCACAGGGCAUAGUUCGAUCUGUUCGUGGUGCUCUUCGAUUCCCAGUGUCUAGUCCUCUCAGUGUAGCCAAUGGUGGGCCGAGUGUGACUCUGAACAUCGAGUCGUUUGGUUAUGCUUGAAACAGAGUUUCAACGUCGACAUUGAAACCGUGACAAACCCCUGCGAAAUGAUUACUUCAAGAAAUUCUGGCAGGUUCCGGAAUGGGGAUAUAUGGAAGAAUUCGCUGCUGACUGCCUUCGCAUGUAUGCUAAAUUCUAGAAUGCAGUAGGUUACUUACUAUU
Messenger RNA from Suillus subalutaceus, 2064 nucleotides. RefSeq names its product ferric reductase NAD binding domain-containing protein. The transcript has 11 exons. Gene Ontology annotation, cellular component: plasma membrane. Lineage: Eukaryota; Fungi; Basidiomycota; Agaricomycetes; Boletales; Suillaceae. The record is from RefSeq and is a predicted model, not a curated record. Bases 1 to 1902 code for a protein of 633 amino acids. Gene Ontology annotation, biological process: iron ion transport; copper ion import; intracellular iron ion homeostasis. Gene Ontology annotation, molecular function: ferric-chelate reductase activity.